AUGUCUGCUAUAGUGCUCAGUCCGAGCAAGAAUCUGAAAAUGGAAGAGAAUGAUGCUGGAGUUUCAUCUUCUCAGGAAUCUGAAGGAUGUUGUAGUCAAAGUUCAAGGAAAGUCACACUGGGGUCCAUGAUCCAAACGGAAAGAGUAAAGCAUUUGUCUUUAUCAGAGUAUCGAGAGACCAAUGAAAAUAGCGAGUUGAUUUCACAAAUUAACCGUGUGAUACAUAGAUCUAGGAAAUGUGCUGUACUUACAGGAGCUGGAAUAUCCUGUAAUGCGGGAAUACCAGAUUUUAGGUCAUUUGAAGGUCUUUAUAGGAUGGUUAAAGAACAAUACCCUGAUGUGAAUAUCAGGUCAGGACAGGAUAUGUUUGAUAUAUCGCUAUUUCGAGAAGAAGAGAAAAUCAGUGUUUUUGCUUCAUUCAUGGAGAAUCUAUAUUCACACACAAUUCAAGCCAAACCAACAAAGACGCACGAAUUUAUAGCACAUUUAAAGAACAGGGGCAAACUUUUACGUUGUUACACACAAAAUAUUGAUGGGUUAGAAGAAAUGUUAGGAUUACAGAUGUCAAAAUCUAGGGAUGCAGAUCAAUCAUUCUCCAUCCAAUGGAAAAAUUUGGAUGUUGUACAAUUACAUGGAGAUUUGACAACACUCUCAUGCACACAGUGUUUCAAAGUCUUCUCAUGGUCAAGGCAUUGGAAACGUUGUUUGAAGAACGGAGAACUUCCAGUGUGUCCAAAGUGUCUCGAAAAGAAUAACAGAAGAUCUAUCGAGGGUAAAAGAUGUUUGGGUCAUUCGGGUAUGCUACGUCCUAACAUAGUUCUUUACGGCGAGAACCACCCAAACGCAGAUUUUAUUACACAGGGAUUGAACAUGGAUAUCAACAGAGGGAAACCUGAUUUGUUUUUGAUCAUGGGAACAAGUUUAAAAGUUGAUGGUGUCAAAAGAUUGGUGAAAACAAUUAGCAAACAAGUUCAUGAUCGUGGUGGUUUAGUAAUACUAAUUAAUAAGACAAGCAUAGGUGAUUGUAACUGGCAUGGGAUUAUAGACUACCAAAUAGAAUCUGAUUGCGACGAAUGGGUCACGGAAUUAAAGAAACAUAUGAGCGACUUUUUCCUAUCGCAGCAACAACUAGAAAAGGUUAGACAAAUGAAAAGAGAGGCUAGUGAGUUAAGGAAAAGGCAAAGGGAAGAAAAACAACUGCUUUCACAGUCUUCUCAAUCACCAACUACUCCUCCGAAUAGUCCGAAGAAAAGAAAGACGGCAACUUUACCCAACGAAAAAUCGAUACCCAAACUCAAGAAGACAAAAUCGCUAUGUAUGCUACCUUCUCCAGAAGAAAUGUUUAGCAUGUCACCAAGAACUACAAGCUCUGUAUCCUAA
Messenger RNA from Kluyveromyces lactis, 1380 nucleotides. It is a transcript of the gene HST3, whose product is annotated as NAD-dependent histone deacetylase HST3. The transcript has a single exon. Bases 1 to 1380 code for a protein of 459 amino acids. NCBI's taxonomy places the organism in Eukaryota, Fungi, Ascomycota, Saccharomycetes, Saccharomycetales, Saccharomycetaceae. Gene Ontology annotation, molecular function: NAD+ binding. The record is from RefSeq and is a predicted model, not a curated record.